Molecule: messenger RNA, 1566 nt
Organism: Drosophila innubila
Lineage: Eukaryota; Metazoa; Arthropoda; Insecta; Diptera; Drosophilidae
Product: mediator of RNA polymerase II transcription subunit 15
Exons: 4
Coding region: 337-1275 (312 amino acids)
Source: RefSeq, a predicted model, not a curated record
UCCCAAAGUUCAGCUGUAAACUCUUGAAAUAUUUCAGUUCAACUUUGUAAUUUACACAACUCACACCUUCCAACAUUUUGUUUUGUUUUACUUCUGAACAAAAACACAAAUUAUUAUUAUUAAUUUUUGUGUGUGCUUUCCAUUUCUGUGUACGUAAAUUACUUGAGAAACGCAAAAAAUAACGAAAAGUGUCGUCCAAAAAGUAUCAAGUUAUAUAUAUAUAUUUAAUUUCGUCGCGUUUUGUGCCAAAGCUAACGUGCGGUUUUUUUUUUCCGUAAAAAAUAUACGUGUAUAAAUAUAUUUUUUCGAGUUGUAGCUUUAAUUUAUUAAAGUAUUAUGGAUCAAAAACGUGGAAAUGCGGCGGUUACACGCCAAGGUGCCUCCAAGACGAGCGUCCACUCACGUCAUGUGGGUGGCAAUGUGGCCCGAAAAUAUGGCAGCGAGGUCAGCUUGACACCAAGUCAGGCCAAACAGAAUGCAGAGAAUCCUCGCAAGAGUCCUUUGGAUGCGCUGAGUCGCCUUAAUCAUCGCCAGGAUCCGUUUCAACGUCGCUCCGGUUUGCAGGAUGUGGACGACAAUUUUCUGGCAUCGAAUGCAUUUGUGCGUCCUUCGCGUGUGCGUCAAUCUGGCCUAGAUGGUGGCAACCAGGCGCAGGGCAAUGCUGCCGUUGCGCCAUUACGUGUGGCAGCUGGCCAGGAGCAGCAGUUGCAACAACAGCAGCAACAGUUGCCGCCACAGGGACAACAAGCAAUGCAGCCGCCAGUGGCAAACAACAUGUCGACAACACAGAUGCCACAGCAGCAACAGACGCCGGCAGCACAGCAGCAGCAACAGUUGCCGCCAGCUGCACAGCAGCAACAGCAGCAACAACCACAGCAAUAUGUGCCACCGCCGGCAGCUGGACAACCUACACGUCAUGAUCCCUAUCCCAGCGGACGCGCACAUGUGCAACAUCAGCAACAACAGCAGCAGCAGCAGUUGCAACAACAGCAACAGGCUGCCAACUUGCAACAGGCACAACAAGAGGCACAAGCUGCAGCUCCAGCUCAGCCCCAACAGCCAGCAGCGCCAAUGUCGCCACGCAAAUUCCAGCAGCAACAGCAACAACAACAACAACAAGCACAACAGGGCUACGCUGGACAACAAUCGGCUGCUGCUGGUGGCGCCCCCGCCUCCGCUGAGAUGUGCACCACUUGCCCCAAUUGCCAAACCACCAUUUAUUUGGUGCGCUCUCCCGAAAUGGGGCAUGGCGAUGGUGGCAUGCCGCUGCAGUAAAAACAACCAAAAUUAUCAAACGAAAUUCUAUACAAAACCAAAGAAAAAAUGAUGAAGAAAUCCUCGCUAGCAAAUUUCUUGGCAUGCUAAAUUCAACGAACCACCGAAAAAUUGAUGUUUUCAAUACUCGAAUUCUGGGUGUGUGUGUGUAUAUUUAUGGUGUAUCAUUUCACUCUGUGUAAUAACCAUUAAUAAUGUAUACUAAAUUUGUCGUACUUGAAAGAAAAAAACUAAAAUCGGCAACACACUUCCCAAAAAAUUCUACAUCAAUAAAAGAACUCGAAAUCGAUA